Messenger RNA from Patella vulgata (common limpet), 9434 nucleotides. Its product is annotated as tyrosine-protein phosphatase non-receptor type 13. Gene Ontology annotation, cellular component: cytoskeleton. NCBI's taxonomy places the organism in Eukaryota, Metazoa, Mollusca, Gastropoda, Patellidae. The coding region runs from base 157 to 7590 and encodes 2477 amino acids. The transcript has 40 exons. The record is from RefSeq and is a predicted model, not a curated record. Gene Ontology annotation, molecular function: protein binding; protein tyrosine phosphatase activity. Gene Ontology annotation, biological process: protein dephosphorylation.
ACAGUCCAAUCAGAAUAGCGGAUUCAAGCCUCUAAGAACUGGAAUAAUGAUGGCUGUCGACCACUACUACUACAUUUCGAUGGAAGUAAAAUAACUGGGCAUAUUUCGUAUAAAGUCAUUAAUGACAUAAAAUUUAGCUACAGAACUUAAAGAGAAAUGUCGAGCUCGGAAAUACCUGUAUCCCUUGCAGAAGCUUUAGAGAUUCGGGGUUCCGCCCUGACAGAAAAUGAGGCAUGGGGAGUCCUCAGUCAGACGGCUGAAUCUGUUCAAGAUUUAUUUAUCAAGGGUAAAGCCUUCACAUCUGAAGGUUUAAAUUUCGUGCUAACACCUGAUACCUUGCUGUUAAACAGUAACGGUCAUGUUAGUUUUAUACAAGCAGCUCGACUGGUUGAUAGUAGCUACAUAGCACCAGAAUAUCAGGACGGUAAUUUACCAUCCUCGGAUGGUGCAGUUGAUAAGAUGUAUGUGUAUUCUCUGGGUAGAACACUACAUAAUUCAACUCAAUAUAAACUCACACAAACAAAGGUGCCCAAAUUGUCUCAUAAUUUAGAGAGUUUAUUUGGGGCCAUGUGUGAGACGGACCCCAAUCAUAGAUUGGCAUUGGUCCAUGUGUUAGAGGCCUGCACAAUACAUGCCCAGAAGAAAUCAAGCAGGACGUCCUCCUCUAACUAUGUAAUAAGACUACAUCAAAUGGUGCUUGGUGGAAGUCUUAAUUAUGUAAAUAUGUUUGAUAGUAGUUAUGGUAGUGAUAUAAGUAGUCUAACAACCUCCACACAAACAUCGCGUAGACGAAGGUCACGUGAUGAUCGUAGACGGAAAACAUCUCACAGAUCACGUUCACGAUCCAGGUCACGAUCAGGAUCAGGUUCCAGAAACAACGGAGUAACAAAUGAAUCGGAAUUUAGAUUGUAUCGAAGAAAGUCGAAUCCAGAUAGGGAUUCUGGGAUAGGAACUUUACGAGAAGCAGAUUUGAAUGCACGAAUGUCACAAAGCAUUUCUGAAGCACAGUCAUCUUAUGUUGCUGCAAUGCUUACACAUGACGGAGAGGAAAACUCGGCACCUUAUACGACCAAACAAACGACAUUGCCAUCUAAUGUUGAAAACCAGUUGCCCAAAGGACUGGAUGAUCAGUACUCACAAUCACAGUAUCCAGUCGGCUACGAGAAAUAUUUACGAUUGAAAGAGAGACAGAGACGAUUACGAGCUAUCCGGGGACGAGGUGAUGAUCGACCUUUAUCGUUUCGUCAACCUGGUAACCAUGAGAACAUUGCCGAUAGUAAAUCACUUCAUUCAAUGAUGUCAUAUACAGCAGCAUUACAACUUGGUACAGAAAAUAGAAAUACUCAGGGUACUUACAUGCCUGACCUUCACCCCCAGUAUGGGUCAGAGGUCGCCUAUAGAUUAGGUCAAGGGUCAGAUCAAGAUAGCAUGUUUAGUAGUGAUUUAUCAAUGAUGGCCGAUCAUAAUACUCUCAGAGCUAGUAAGACUACAAUAAACUCUGGUGUCCCGGUUGCUCCUGUUAGAAAGAAGCGAGUCAAACAAGUUACAACGAAUCCACCCGUUAAUAGGGAUUUUGUGGGUCCAGAAUUUGUCCACUUUGCUGUUAAGCCACCUAUAAGAAUACCAAUGCCACUACAAGGGGAGAGUUUAAAGAAUCCAUCCCAUGCUAGAAGAGUUAUAAUAGUUCAUCUAACCGGACAGAAGUAUGAAGUUAUCUGUGAUCCUAGUACGAACGGCAGACAACUAUUCGAUGUUCUUGUGACACAUAUCGGUCUAGCAGAAUAUUAUUAUUUUGGUUUGACCUUUAUAGCAGAGUCGGAACAUUUUUUUAUUGAUCCUGAUACGAAGCUACACAAGGUGGCUCCGGAUGGUUGGAAGGAAACGGUGAAAGGACAAAUCCCUAUUAUAACAUUCACAGUAUAUGUACGAGUCAAGUUUUAUAUGGAUAGUAUUACAGACAUCAGACAUGACAGUAGUUAUCAUCUGAUGUAUCUACAGUUACGACGAGAUAUAAUAGAGGAUAGAUUUUACUGUACCGACGAUCAGGCCCUGGCACUAGCUGGUCUCGCUCUACAGGUAGAGUUCGGAGAUUAUAAUCCUGCUACCAUGACAACAGGAUAUUUUGUACCAGAACAGUACUUCAGCACGAGAAUGACGAGAAAACUUGGUAUGCAGUAUUUACGCGAUCAUGCAAAAGAAAUGCAUCAGAAUUUACAAGGGCAUCCGUCUUCUCAGUCGGAGUUGGAAUUUAUUAAGUGUAUACAGAAGUUACCAGAAUAUGGAAUUCAUUACCACAAAUUGUUAAAGAACAAACACGAUUCAAUGAGCACUGUGUGGGUUGGAAUAUCCAGUCGGAAUUUAGUGAUUGCUGAAAAUCAGGGACAUGAACGAAUUAUCGUACAGCGUCAUCCAUGGCAGUCGACACAGAAAAUAUCAUUUAAUAAACGUCGAUUCAGUGUUCAACCAAAACCAGAUAUCGGUACACAUAUAGCCAAACCUCCCAAGAUUAACCUCUAUUGCAACACAUAUAGAAAGGGUCGCUACUUGUUACAGAUUUCAACAGCUCAGCAUCGUUUUCAGAUGAGAAUGCGGACUCGACCCAGUAAUACAGAAACUAUUCAUGGUCAGGAAGCAGUUGCUGGAGCGUCUGUCAGUUUGGGUUUGACGUCUGCUGGUGUCAUGGAAGAUUAUCUGAUUGACGACAGAAUCAGUGUUGAUAAUAGGGGUGUUAGUAGUGCUAGUGCCUAUGAUUCAAGUUUUGAUGCAGGAAGUAUCGGGUUUGUUGCAGACACCAGGUCUCAAGAACCACCUUUAAAAUACAGAAGCCCUCCACCAUAUCGACCUGGCUUGAGUUACAGUCUGGAUGACCUUCGUGACCCCUCCUUAUCACCAUUACGACAGCCUUUAAAUAACAAUAUGGCCGCCUCCAACAUGGAGUUGCAUCGUCCUGUUGCUGUGCAUGGUAAUUUGCAUGUUGAUCGAUCCUUGCAUGAUGACCGUUAUCACUCAGGUUUGAGGAGAGAAGAGGAGGAAACCCAAUCAUUCAAUAAUUCUAUAAAUAGCAGCAAUGUAGAUCAAACAGAGGAGGCCCUUCUUUCCGCACCUUCACGUCUGGGACCUCGAGUAACGGAAGUGACCUUGAGGAAAGAAGAGCAUCAUGGUAUAGGAAUGACAAUAGUGGGCGGUAAGAGCACGGAGAAGCUUGGGCUGGGGAUAUUUGUAAAAACUGUUGUACCCCGUGGACCGGCGUAUCGAAGCGGCUAUAUCUUUCCAGGUGAUCGUAUCGUUGCCAUUAACGAUAACAGACUUGAGGGAGUUGAGCAUCGUGGAGCAGUUCAGAUGAUUCGGGAUUCAGGAGUAAAUGUAAAAUUGUUAAUAGCCCAAGCUCGAGCACCUCCUACUCUUCGUCGUAAACAUUUAGAACAGGAACUUAGCGACGAGCUAGAUGCUGAGUUGGACGAAAUAGCUCGUAGUUAUGAAGAUAUUUAUACUAGUAGUUUAUCUGCAGACUUGAAAAACAAUCAACUCAGUCGUUCCAUGGAUAAUCUGGGUUCAAAUCCUGGUUCAAAUCCUCCGAUCAAACCUCCACGAGGUCGCAAAACAAAAGAUUUACCGCCUGUCAAUGACUUAAUGCGGGAACUGUCUCAAACAGGCAUGUCGUACCCUAGAACUGAUCAUGUGAUCGUACAGCCAUCCAAUCACAGACAAGAACAGAAAAUCAGCGUUAAAGCGGAUAUAGAACAUUUACCUCUGACCCCAGAGGAUAUAAUAUCAGGCAAUUUAGUGUAUCGGGAUCAAUCCAGUCUUGUAUCGACUAUUGAUGUUCAUGAGGAAGCUGCAAGACCAGAUAAUCUAGACUUGUUACUGGAUGAAUCAAACAAUUCACAAGAAUUAGAAAUUGUUGGAGAAAUUGCAGAAAUGUCUAUACAUGACUCAUCGUCUGAUUCUGAUUUUGAUUCUGCUAUAUAUGAUGUCAUAAUGGGUAAACCUAAAAAAAAUGGCCGUCUGCAAUCACAAGACGAAGUGGAUCAUAUUGAUACAGGACAAGACAGAGACAAGUUACCAACUGCUUCUAAAGGAAAAGUUUUGUUAAAAUCAGUAGAUGAUUUUUAUUUUUACGUAACUGAAGAUAAUACAUAUGAAGUUGAUCUGGUCAAGGGUACAAAUGGUUUAGGUUUUAGUAUUCAAGGUGGCGUAGAUGUACAUCCAACGGAUCCAGCCCAGUGUGUACCCCGCGUUAAAAAAGUCUUUAUGUUAGGACCAGCGGCCGAAUCUCAGGUCAUAAGGGCUGGUGAUGUCAUAUUACAAGUACAAGAUACACAACUUAGAGGACUCACCAGAAACGAGAUAAUUGAAAUGAUGCAUACGACACCUAAAGAAGUUAAGCUGAUUAUGUGUCGACCUGAUUCUGGUAUUUUACCUCCAAUAAUGCGUGGCGACAGCGUUGAUUCAUUGGAAGCUCUACUCCACUCACCUCAAACUCUUCUUUCUGCGUCCAUGUUCCUGGAUAAUCAGGACUCAUUAUCGGAGUCAGAUGACGAAACAAUCCAGUCAGACAGAAGUUCUCCUCCGAUACCAAUCGUUAACAGAAUACAAAACCACCCAAAUGAUCUGGUCUAUUCCCCGAACAAUCAAACUCUUAAUUCCACGACUCCAGUUUUGCGGAGAUCUUGGACUGAUCAAAAUAUUGUGGUUCUUUCAUCGGAGUUGUCUUCCCGGGAUAGUUCUGGAAUUUUACUGCGAUCGCAGAGUGAACAAAAUGCUCUGUCUCCAAAUACAUCUACAUCUCCGAUAGCAGCCGACACAAAGAAAUAUUUUCGCGAGGAGAAGAAAUCCGAUCAAGUAUCCUCGGCUGUUAGAUCUCCCUAUGGUAACUUCGAAAAUUUAGCGAUGUUAGGAUGGUCAGAUGAUCAAGCAGCACAGGAUACUUCAGACGCGGGAAGUGCAUGGUCAGACGAUGAACCUGUUACCAGGGAAACGCUACAAAGUAUUCCUAAUAAUGAGACCGAUUCCUACAGAUCGCCAAAAAUCGAACCAAGAAACAGUACACUAUUAUCAGACAUACACGAGAUUGAUUUGUUGGAGGGAAAUUCUCAGGAAGUGAAAAACGAAAGUAGAAAACAGUUAUCUCCCCUUUUCCACUCGUCAGCUAGCGAUCCAAUUAUAGUAAAUAAUAGAGAACAAGACGUUCGGGACAAAAUGUCAAUAUGUAGUUUAUCGCCUGUUAAUAGUCCAAGGGAAGCAACUCUUGAUGGCUCCAAACAAGGGGAGACUACUUUAAAUAACUUUACAUUUAGUUCUUAUUCUGUGGACCAAUAUAAAAGGGACAAUGAAAGUUCAGAAGAUGAAAACCAAAGGGUGGUAACUCCUGAAGCAUCUCGCAAAGGGGAGAUAACUGUGAGUAGAAACAAUUCUGAUACUAACUCUGAGUCAAGUAUUACAAAUAAGACAACUGUGAAAUCAAAUAUUCCUCCGUAUUUAAGGCGUCAGGAUAAAGUACAGGUGAUGAGUGACGACGAACAGUUAAAUGUGAAUAGUGACGUAGAAAACAAUAAACAAACUGUGAAUUGUCGUGAUAAUAAAGUUCAUGAUAAAGAUCUGUCUGUAUGUGAAGAUGACGUACACCCUCAAGAUUUUGAAGUAACAUUAAGAAAGCGUGAUGGUGGUGGUUUAGGGUUUGCUGUAGCAGGAAGUGGUCAAUCAAUGACAGGAUGUUAUAUUAAAGAUGUUUUACAGGAUCCUGCUCUUUCUGAUGGUAGAUUACAACCAGGUGAUCAACUUAUUGAGGUUAAUGGUGAGUGUAUGUUGAAUAUGAAUCAUUUCGAGGCUGUGACCUUGUUACGCCAGGCUCCGACCUUGGUGAGAAUAAAAGCCAGACGACCCAGCGGUAACUCCCCACAGAAUCCUCGUGUAGCAGGAUCUGUUCAAACUAAGACAACUGGUGCCAUGAAAAAUCAACAAUUGUCACAGCCUAUAGAUAAGAAUGAAGUUGAUGAAGUUGGUGAAGGACGUAGAAAAGAGAGAGUACAGGAUAUAGAAACUAUUAAGAUGGGAGUUAAAGAUAUGAUCAAAUCUCUAGAAAAUAGAAAAAUAUCUUUAACACCAGGCGAUAGUGAUACAGAUAGUAGAUCGUCAGAUAAAUCAGAGGGUGGUAUUAUACGUAUUAAAUUAUCUAAGUGUAUAGAUGAAGGAUAUGGUUUUAGUUUAAUAACAGCUGAUCGUGGUAAUACAACUGGUGUUUAUGUUAAAACUAUAAAAGGGGGAGGUGUAGCGUAUAAAGAUGGACGAUUACAAGUUGGUGAUAGAUUAAUUCAGGUGAAUGAUGAAUCGGUUAUUGGUUUAAAUCAUAGUAAAGUCAUCUCCAUGUUACGAGACACGCGACAACAAGUUCAAUUAACAGUAGCAAGAUCUGGUAGACUUUCAAACUUGGAAGAGGUUACCAAGGACAGCCAAAGUCAGACGUCAAAACCAGCCAAUGAGGAAGAUUCUUUUACACGGUUGAUAGAUCCAGCCAAUGAAACAGACGAAGACAUAAAUGCCAUGGCAGGGGACGCCAAAUACUUUCUCAAACAAAAUGGCAAUUUAAACUCUUCUAAUAUUUCUCUUCUUACGCCGAGAGACGCAUCACAUGAUGUGGAUAUUAUAAAUUAUAAAUCACCGCGUAAAAUACCCAUAGCAGUACCAGAGGCUCUGACAGACGAUUGGUUAGAAUCUAUUCCUGUGCUGUCAAUCAGUGAGGAUGGGGAGGACUUUAUAAGUGAUGUUCUUCAUUUAUUGGUUGAAAAAGUAGAGCAGGAGGAGCCUUAUGAAGAAUUUAAGAAUUUACGACUAAUAAAAGCAACAGAUGAAUGUUUAACUGCCAGUCUUCCAAAAAAUAAAUUAAAAAACAGAUAUAGAAACGUUCUUCCAUAUGACUGUAAUCGUGUCAUGUUAAAUGGUACAGAUGAUUAUAUAAACGCUAGUCAUGUUAAAAUAGAUGUUGGUGAUAGUCAGCUGUGUUAUAUCAUGUGUCAGGGACCGCUACCCAACACGGUUGAUGAUUUCUGGUUGAUGUGUUGGCAACAACACGUAUCUGUUAUCGCUAUGUUAACCCUAGACAUCGAAGAUUUAAAAGUUAAAUGUCACAAGUAUUGGCCAGAAUUAGAGGAAAAUAAUCUUAAAGUAUUGAAUGGGCAAUAUGAAGUAAGUUGUGAAUCGAAACAGAGAUUAAAUGAUUUUAUAAUACGAUAUAUAAAGAUGGAAGAUAUGACGUCUGGAAGGAUACAUAGAAUCGUUCACCUGAAUUAUACAACAUGGCCGGAUCAUGGUACACCUGAUACAGCACUACCUUUAUUACAGUAUUUACGAUUAAUACACCUGUUUCAUACAGGAGGACCAGUAGUUGUACAUUGUAGCGCUGGUAUAGGACGAUCAGGUUCACUAGUAACUAUAGAUACGGCUCUUUUAAACAUGGAAAACAUGAAACAUUUUCAAAUAUAUGAUAUUGUAUCAGAAGUACGUCAACAAAGAUACGGUGUUAUUCAAACUAAGGAUCAAUACAUGUUCUGUUAUACAGCCUGCAUGCAAGCUCUUCUUAGUGUUGCUAGUUAACACACAACCUAGCCCAUAGCAACCAUCAACCAAUCAAAAACUCUGUAAUAUAAUAACAAUGUGCCAUGACAUCAUUAGAGUAGUUUUAUUUUGGGGUUUGUUUAUUUAUUAGAGGAUAAUUUGAGUAUUUAUUUAUUUAUUUUGAAGCAAUCUCAUGUUUAUGAUUGAUUGGGAGAAAUUGAUUUGUUUUCUGCCGUUUAGAAUCAGGAACAUUAGAAUCAGGAACAUCGUGUGAAUUUAACUAAACUUGAUCUCCAAGAGUUCAAUUCAGGGGGGUUGGAUGGCUGAAUUGUUAGCGUGUACGCUCUGUAUCAUAAGGUCUGUUAUUGAGUCAACUAGCGUGGUUUCGAUUCCUCGCUUGUCCGUGACUAGGGGAAGGGUCACCUGUCCAACCUCGUGGGUUUUCUCCGGGUCCUCCGGUUUCCUCCCACUGCUAAAGACCUCUAUGCGAAAGGCAAUUAUUGAAAUAAAAUUGAACCAUGUUAGUCCCGAAAUAACCUAGCUUGUGUCGAGUGGAAGUUAAACCCCAUUUUUCUCUCCCUCAACAAGCAGGGGUAAAACGUGAAGACAACUGAAUGAACAACUCAGUCUGUUUCUAAUGGCCAUCUUCAUUAGCCCAGUCAUUGCAGAACAGUAGGAUGUUAAACCCCAUUUCUAACAGCAAGGGAAGGAUAACUCAUCCAUUUCUAACAGCAAGGGGAGGAUAACUCCUCCAUUUCUCCCAUAUCUUUUCUAGACAUACACAUUAGGGUAUUUUUAUGUAGAAUGUCAAAUUAUUGGAGACAUGAUAUUACUGUUAAAUUUAAACGCUGAACAACUUAUUUGGUCAUGGUCGAGGUUUUAGCAGUAAUUUUAGGUCAACGAUAAUUAUAAAUUUUACUCCGUGCAUUUAUCAAUAUCUAUUUAUUUUUGCUUAUUGUAAUAGUCUCGUGGUAUUAUAAAAACUUAGAAUAUCAAGCCAUAAUUAUUUUCCUGUCAAUUAUAAAGUAUACCAUAAUUAUUUUACAUGAUUGUGUGUUGCAAAUUUAAUUUAUUUAGUUACCAUGGAAAUGAAGUUGACUUUCUGUGAAUUAUAUAUAAUAAUCAUUUUGCAUUUUCUUGUGCCAAAAAAAUAUUUUGUUUGGUUACCAUGCAAAAAAAGUUGACUUAAAAAAUAUACCAUAAUUAUUUGUGCCGAUAAUAUUAUUUAUUUAGUUACCAUGGAAAAGAAGUUGACUUCCUGUGAAUUUUACAUUUGCCAUAAUUUUAAUUAGAUAAUUAAAAUGUUCAAAGUCUGUUCAGCAUAAUAGUGCCUAUAUCUUUAUAUAAUAUUUAUAAUAUAUUUUGUAUUUCUAACUUUGUAUUUUAUAUAUCUAUGACUUAUUAUUAAAUAUUUUACUUUCGAUUCUAAUCACCCGAAGAUAUUAAAAAGAUAUAUUAUUUAUUUCAUUGUAUAUUUAACUAGUUGAUUUUGCUAGUAUUUUUACCCAGACCGAAGAUAACAAUUAUCAAUGUGUUCAUUUAAAAAUCUGAUAUUUGAAAUAUUUAACAGACCUGAUAUUUGAAAGAUCUGAUAUUUGAAAUAUUAGAUAUAUUUGAAAUUGAUAUUUUAUUCAUUUGUUGACAUAAUUUAGAACCCAAUUCUUGUAUGGUUUUUUUUAUAAUUUAUUGUGAAUUCUUUAAAUAUUGAUUUUAAUAGCAAGUCAUAAAUAUAUUAAAUAAUAUUUUCUACAAAACUGUCUCAAGUUUUUUUCCGUCCCUUUUCCUAUAAUAAUGUCAUUGAUUAUCUAUAGCUAUAUGCAAUUAUAUAAAACAUGUAUUCAAAUAAUGAUAUUUUUAGUUUAUUAAAAAUGUUCAUAUAUUCA